AUGGGCAUCUGUUCAUUUAUACCAAUUAAUCAAAACUUAGAUAAUAACAUAGAAAAGUGGUCAGUAUUAGAGAAAGAUAUCAAUGAAUUAGAAGAUAAAAUAUUCAAGUAGGUUGAAUUUUUAGACUCACUCUAAAACAAUCAAGAUUAUAAACACUUUAAGAAGUAGUAAGUUAGGGAAUACAAAGAAUCCUAAAAAAUUAAGUUUAUCAAAGGCCUAGAGCAUAUUUAUAAAACUAGGAAAUCAAUUGGCUUAUUUAGCAUAGAUGACGACACUAAUGAUGAGGCACAUAACUUUAAAAUGGAUUUGAAUUUACUGAAGAGAGACUAUGUAGAAAAUUUGAAACAAAGAUAUGAUUAAUGUCUUAGUUAACUGAACUAGCUAAAAAGAGUUCUAGAUAAAGAUAUUUUAGAGCUUAUGAAAUUCUAGAAGAAGAAAAAUCUUUUGAAAAUGGUCGAGUUUAAUCAGUAUUACGAGAUAGCUGAAUAUGCUCGAAUAAGUAUAAACUCAAAUGAUAAAUGGCAUAAAGAAUAGCAGGUAAUCAACUCCUAUUUGGCAGAACAUAAGAACAAAGACUAUAUUCUAGACUUGUUUAAAAAGUAAAACCAAAUCUUGAAACUUAUUGCAGAGCAAGAAAUGAAAUUUAGAUAAAACUUUUCAAGUGUGGAAGAUUAGAGGCAGCAAAUAUUGAGUGCUGUCAAAACUCACUCAUAAUUGAAGUAGCACUCAGAUAGUAAUUAAUCACAACUAAACCCGGAUUCUAAAUCUACAACUACUAACAGCACUGGCUCAAAUACUAGUACUAAUGCUCAACUUUUAAAAGCAUGA
Stylonychia lemnae is the source of this 828-nucleotide messenger RNA. The record is from the annotation of a GenBank genome assembly. NCBI's taxonomy places the organism in Eukaryota, Ciliophora, Spirotrichea, Sporadotrichida, Oxytrichidae.